GAGACAGGGAGAAAUGGAGGGAGGGGGAGGGAAAGACUGAAGGGCCGAGAGAAGGUGAUGUCAGCUGGGUUCAGAAAGUAAACAGAGUUCCAGACUGCAGCAUGCUGUCUGCCGGACGGAGACUGCAGCUGGGGCAAACCCAUGGGGGCACCCACACAAUCCGCUGGACUAGCACCUUUAUAUCUGGGAAGGAGGGCUGGUUCCUCUUCUUCUCCCUCUUCAUCCUUGUUUCCUUACCCCAGGGGACAGCCUGGCCCUACGAUUACAGGUAUUUGUACAACCACUGCCCGGGCCCAGAGUGGAACGUUAUGUGCAGAGGCUGCUGUGAGUAUGAUGUGAUCCGCUGUAAAUGCCCCCUGCAGGGGACUCCAGUGGGCUAUGCAGUGCCAUGCUGUCGCAACGCCAUCAACGAGUGUGACCCCUGCAUCAUCCAUCCGGGUUGCAGUAUAUUUGAGAACUGUAAGCGCUGCAACAAUGGGACAUGGGGCCCCAGGGAUGACUUCUUCAUUAAUGGCAAAUACUGCGCUGAGUGUCGGCCUGGCUGGUCUGGUGGAGACUGCAUGAAGUGUGGAGGAGUGAUCCGUAAGCGGCAGGGCCAUUUGGUGCUGGAGAGUUACCCCAACAAUGCUCGGUGUGAGUGGACCAUACAGGUGGACCGCCCCUUUACCAUAGACCUCAGGUUCAUGAUGCUGAGUCUGGAGUUUCACCAGUCUUGCCGCUAUGACUAUGUGGAGGUCCGAGAUGGCGACAGCAUAAACUCACGUGUUAUUGGUCGAUUCUGCGGGAGCAGCAGACCUGCCCCAGUCCAGAGCUCUGGCAACAGUCUGCACAUACUCUUUGUGUCUGAUGGCUACAAGAACUUUGACGGAUUCUUUGCCACUUUCCAGGAGAGCUCAGCUUGCAGCUCCUCUCCUUGCCUGCAUGAUGGGACUUGUAUCCUGGACAGUUCAUACACUUACCACUGUGCCUGUCUGGCUGGCUACACAGGCAAGAGAUGUGAAAAUGUGGUGGGUUGCCACAGGCCUCCAGUGCCCACCCAUGGAUCCACAGAGGGUUUGUUUCAUCACUCGGGGGCACGCAUCACUUUCCGUUGUGACCCUGGCUUUGAGCUGCGGGGAUUUCGUUCUGCCAUCUGCCUGAGUGAUGGAACAUGGAGUGCGCCUGCCCCAGAGUGUGUGCCAGUGGAAAGAGUAUGUACUUUACCACCCAAGCCCACACAUGGUGACCACUUCUUGGUUUAUGGGCCCAAUGAUGUCCUGAUUGCUCUACAGUACCUUUGCCACCAGCCCUUUGAGCUCAGUGGGAACUCCCAGAGAACCUGUCUCCCUAACAACACCUGGAGUGGGACUCCUCCUGUUUGCACCCAAGUGAAUAAUACUCUCACUGAAGCAGAAAAGGACAAAGACAAGGCAAAAGAGACAGAAACACAUACAUACAGUGACAAAGAUAUCAGCAAAACUAAAGAGAAAGGUCAAGAGAACACAGCUGGAAAAAAAGAAAGUGCUGGAGGGGAAGAUAUAAACACUGGGCACGAGAACACAACAGCAGUCAACAGAGAAGAUAAAUAUACUGGUACCAUUCCAGAGAAAACUGCGGCUGAGGGUGGGAAUGAAGGAGAGCCAGAGGGAGAAAAUACUGGGUCAGAGAACCCCACUGGAGGCAGCAAAGACAAAGUGGAUAGUAAAGGCUCAGACAACAACCUGAAUACGGUUGAAAAGAAAGAACCUGAGGUAGCAAAGCCACCCGAGAAAACAGAAGGCAGCCCAGAAACAAAGUUAGAGACUGGAAAAACCGAUAUCACGGAAAUUGUUGUGAUAAAAGACAAAGGACAAGAAGAGAAGGAAAGGAAAGAGGAGCAGGUGAAUGGAAAAAAAGAUCCAGAUAAAGUUGGCCCUAAUGAUACCAAGCUGAGGACGGUCAUAGCUGAGGGUGAAAACACAGUGGAGAUAUUUAAAGUGGAAAUUACAAAAAAUGACACAGUCAUGUAUGAUACAAAGGAUGCAAAGAAAGAAAAUAAUAGCAUAGGUUCUCCAGAGCCGGGGAGGAAAAUCAUUCCUACUAGAGUCAACAAUACACAGUACACCAUGUACAGAGCGGGAGGUGAGGGAAGUGGGAAACCAAAGCAAAAACCAACAAUUAAAGAGGACAAGACAGAGAAGGAUCCUGCUGAAAAAACAAAGGAGGAGCUGGAGAAGGAAAGGGAGCAGGAAGAAAAAGAAAAGGAGAAGGAAGCCAACCAAAGCUUUGCCGAGAAAGGCUGCCCGCCUCUCCCUCGCCUCUACCAUGGCUACCAUCGUCUUGUGCCUGGGGUAGAGCCUGAAACAGUGGAGUUCUUCUGUAACCACUCCUAUGCUCUCAGUGGCGAUACCCGACGUACUUGCCAGCCAGAUGGUACCUGGGGUGGCAAACAGCCGCUCUGUGUCAGAGCAUGUCGGGAGCCCAAAGUAUCAGAGCUGGUUAAACACAGAGUCCUGCCACCACAGGCACCAUUCAGAAAGACACCUGUGCACAAGCUCUACUCCUCUGGGCUGGGCCGACAACUCCAGUCUGACAGCCCCACCAAAGGCCCACCAGUGCUUUUCCACCUGCCCCAGGGCUUCCACCACCUCUACACACAUAUAGAGUAUGAGUGUGCCUCUACGUUCUACCAACACUCUGGCAGUUCUCGCCGCACUUGCUUGAAGACUGGGAAAUGGAGCGGGCGUCAUGUGUCCUGUUCACCAGUGUGUGGGAAGCAUCCAACCUUUGACCCAGAGAGGCCAGCAGAGGCUCACUGGCCUUGGCUGGCAGCCAUCUAUCGCCGCUCCACCAACGGAGCUCAGACAAAGGUGACCAAGGCAGACAGCCAGGCAGGGUCCCUGAAGAGCAACGAUGGAGCAGGAACUGGCAACCAUGAUCAGGCUUCUGACUGGCAGCUAGUGUGCAGCGGGGCUCUGGUGAACCAAAGGAGUGUGGUUGUUGCAGCCCACUGUGUGACAGAGCUGGGGAAGGUGUAUCCCCUGGAUGCAGCCAAGAUCAAGGUGGUGGUAGGGAAGCACUACCGUGAUGACCACAGGGACAGUAAAGGUCUUCAGCACCUGAGGGUGGCCUCCAUUGCUGUUCAUGCAAACUACGACCCCCAUAUUCUUGACUCUGAUAUGGCUGUGGUCAAGUUACUGGACAAAGCAAGGAUCGGGGAGAAGGUCCUGCCCCUCUGCCUCUCAGACAGCCAGGGAGAAGAUGUGACCUCUGAACAGGGACUUGUGAUGGGCUGGUCUCCGCUGCCUGAUUCAAAUUUAGGUCGCGAUGAGAAGGCAAGGGUUGGGCUUGUUCACCUUGCCGAUAUAGUCCCAUGUGAGCAGCAGUAUGCUCGUAACGGCGUGCCAGUCAGCGUCACAGACAACAUGCUCUGUGCAAGCCAAAAGCCUGACUAUGGACCCUCUAACAUAUGUCCCUCUGACACUGGGGGAAUACUUGUCCUCCCUGCUCUCUCUGAGAGCCAAACCGGCAACAACCGUAAGCCAUCUCUGUGGAGACUCCUGGGACUGGUAAGCUUUGGUUAUGACCAAGGGGAGUGUGAUCCUGACCUCUACACAGUCUAUACACAUGUAGGCAACUUCAAAGACUGGAUAGAGAGCCAUAUGAAAUAAAAAUCCUACUGUCUGACUCUCUUGCCCCCCAUGCUUUUGAAAUAUUUAAAGUCAGUCUAUUCAUCCUCUCUAAUUGUUUUUUUCCUGGUCUCAUGCACAAGGGCAUUUUCUAACUCAAUGCAGAUGCACUGCAAACACUGGACAACACAGUGCUCUAACUGAGGGGGGUGCUAACACAUUGGAUGUGCAGGGCAGCAACCUUUCAUCAGAAGACUUCAGUAUUCAGGUCCCUCAACCUGAGGUUACAGACUUGAAAAUGACCAGAGAACCAUUUCAAGCCUCUGGCCUGAUGAUGGUUUUUAUUGUACUCAUUGGUAUGUAUAUAUGUUGUAAUGUACUGAAUUAUUCUAUCAAUUCAUAUGACGAAAGAGAUGUACAUAUUGUAUUGAAAGACAGAAAAAUCAUGAAGUUUUUAAUUAAAGAAAAUAUGGGUGUGGGAAA
This is a messenger RNA of Dicentrarchus labrax (European seabass), 4070 nucleotides long. RefSeq names its product peptidase domain containing associated with muscle regeneration 1b (gene pamr1b). Gene Ontology annotation, molecular function: serine-type endopeptidase activity. NCBI's taxonomy places the organism in Eukaryota, Metazoa, Chordata, Actinopteri, Moronidae. The transcript is spliced from 14 exons. The record is from RefSeq and is a predicted model, not a curated record. Gene Ontology annotation, biological process: proteolysis. The coding region runs from base 102 to 3629 and encodes 1175 amino acids.